Messenger RNA from Mytilinidion resinicola, 774 nucleotides. RefSeq lists its product as uncharacterized. The transcript has 2 exons. Lineage: Eukaryota; Fungi; Ascomycota; Dothideomycetes; Mytilinidiales; Mytilinidiaceae. The record is from RefSeq and is a predicted model, not a curated record. The coding region runs from base 1 to 483 and encodes 160 amino acids.
AUGGCUCUCCCACCCCUCCCAGAUGUGUUACCUGUCAAGAUCCCCUCCGCUCCCGCAUGUAAUGGGCAAACUGGCGACGAAGCGCGCGUGGCUUGUCAACUACGAGCCAUACACCGGCUCAUUUGCAUACGAUGGGACGAUCCGGAUCGAGAACAACUCGGCGGGUCGAACGGCGAGCGGCGACCUGUACCAGCGGCCGGGCUUCAUCAUCCCCAUCCGCCGCGCCGGUGGAUCAACCUGCCACCGCCGAACCCGGCUGACGGCAUCCCGAUACAGGCCAAAUCGAGGUACAGGUACUACCUCCGCGUCACCAAGAUCAACGAGUUCCUCUCCUUCGGCAAGGGCUUCCAGCUCGGCCUCCAGAUGUACGCCUACACCGGCACCGACAAGAACAACUUCUCAUUUACCAAGGUAUCGGCUGACCAAGACUUGACCGCAACCCUGACUUGGACGCCCGCCCCGGCUGGCUACCCUCAGUGGUGAGUACGCCUAGGGCGAGGUCACACUAGAUGGCGACGGCGUGGCGAUUGCUCGAAUCAAGAUGGGUCGAGUGAGUUCCAUGUAGUUACUUAGUUUUUUGGCUGUACUUGCUAGCUUGGGGAGCACUGAGAUGAACGCGGGUUCUGACAAUGGUCAACUAUCACCAACUCAAUACAGUAUGCGGUCGGACCCCUCCCCCCCCUGUCUAUCAUUUCACCACCACUUCCUUUCCAGCCGUCUCACGCCCCAUUUGGCGCCUCAUCUUACUCUCCUAUAUAUCUGCCCCUACGGCAC